Molecule: messenger RNA, 960 nt
Organism: Syzygium oleosum
Lineage: Eukaryota; Viridiplantae; Streptophyta; Magnoliopsida; Myrtales; Myrtaceae
Product: FCS-Like Zinc finger 2
Exons: 2
Coding region: 207-647 (146 amino acids)
Source: RefSeq, a predicted model, not a curated record
GGCCGUGGUUUCCUCUCCCUCUCUCUCUCUCUCUCUCUCUCUCUUCGGGUCCAUAAAUCAAGAACGCUUUUCUAUAGCUUCGUCUCCUCCGCUGCCUCAAACCUUCUGCUAAAGAAAACGAAGCGCGGCCAUUGAAGGGAGAACCAAGCGUGAGAGGAGGAGAGGAGGGUGGGCGAAAAGAAGGGUAGGGAUCGAGAAGGAUUUUUAUGGAGGCCGCGGCGACCACGAGGAGCGGUUGUUUCAUCGCCGACGAUGACGAUUCGCUGGCCGACAUGGAGGCCGGGUUCGCGGAGAACGUGCGCGUGCUGAGGGAUGCGGUUAAGAGAUCGUCGCCUGCCGCUUCGCCGAGAUCCGCGAGGUUCUACGACGCGAGGUUGGAGGACCACCGCCCGCAUUUCCUGGAGACUUGCUUCCUCUGCAAGAAGCGGUUGGGGAACAACAGGGACAUCUUCAUGUACAGAGGGGAACUCGCAUUCUGCAGCGAGGACUGCAGGCAGGAGCAGAUAGAGAUGGAGGAAGCCAAUGAGAGGAACUGGAACCUCUCUUCCUCAAUGAAAGCCCUGAGGAAGAAGGGACACGCCAAGUCCACGUCUCCUCCCGAAGCUCAGGACCAACACUUACCCAGUAGAACCGUCGUUGCUGUCUGAUCGGAGCGUUUGAUAAAGUGUUAAAAUCGUAUACAUACGUAUAUAUACAUAUACCCAACUACUCUUUUAGCCUCUAACUAAGCUUUAAAUCGCGUGUAUUAUAUCGAAAAUGAUGAUGUUUACAUGGCGGGCCUCUCUGGAACAUGAAGAAGGCCGGGAAAGAGAAUAGAGUGUACAGUAGCUGAAGGGGGAGAUUGCUGUUUUUGAGGAUCUUCCUAGUUUCGCUCUUGUUUUUUUUCUUGUUUUUGCUGGAAUUUUCAUGUGUAAGCCCUCAAGUAUGAACAAUGAGUGAGCCUGGUUAUAGCUUUCUUUA